CUGAAAGUUUGUCAGAGCGAAGUAGAGCUGAAGUCGAGAUGAGUCUCUUUCUUUCUCUCUGAAGAAAACUUCAAGAGUACCACAGGCCUUUCUCCUCAACAUUGCAGGGUCUCUGACAAUCACUGUGUGAAGACAUGGCUGCAGCCAGUUGUCUACCAUCUGAAGAUCAGUUUCUGUGCUCCAUCUGUCUGGAUGUGUUCACUGAUCCAGUCACCACAUCAUGUGGACACAACUUCUGCAAAAACUGCAUUAAUGAACACUGGAAUGUCAGUGUCCCAUGGAAGUGUCCCAUGUGUAAAGAGAUGUUUACCACAAAACCUGAACUUCUCAUCAACACUUUCAUCUCUGAGAUGGUUGAUCAGUUCAGACAGUCAGCUCAACGGAAAACCAGCAGCUCCGAGCAACAAGAGUCCAAACCAGGAGAAGUUCCCUGUGAUGUCUGCACUGGAACCAAACUGAAGGCCCUGAAGUCCUGCCUGGUGUGUCUGGCCUCCUACUGUGAGACUCACCUGGAGCCUCAUCUGACAAUGUCAGGCCUGAAAAGACAUCAGCUGAUCGACCCUGUGGAGAAUCUGGAAGACAGGAUGUGUACGAAGCACGAUAAACCUCUGGAGCUGUUCUGUAAGACCGACCAGACAUUUGUCUGCAUGCUUUGCACCAUUUUAGAUCAUAAGAUGCAUGACAUUGUUCCUCUGAGAGACGAAUAUGACGAAAAGAAGGCAGAGGUGGAGAGGACAGGUGCUGAAAUUCAGCAGAUGAUCCAGGAGAGACAAGUAAGGAUACAGAAGAUCAAACGGUUACUCAACCUGAGGAAGGAAAACGCAGACACAGAGAUAGCAGAAGGUGUUCAAAUCUUCACAAUCCUGAUGGAGUCUGUCGAGAGAGGCAUGAACGAAGUCAUUGAGAGAAUUGAAGAGAAGCAGAGAACGACAGAGAAACAGGUGGAAGACUUUAUCAAAGAGCUGGAACAGGAAAUCUCUGAGCUGAACAAGAGAAGCAUGGAGGUAGAGCAGCUCUCACUCUCUGAAGACCACCUCCAUCUCCUCCAAAGCUUCCCAUCCCUGAAAGUUGCUCCACCCACCAAAGACUGGACAGAAGUCAGCAUCCAUACAGCGUCAUACAGAGGGACGGUGGUGAGAGCUGUGUCUCAGCUGGAGGAGACACUCAGUGCAAGGAUUACCGAGUGUGUUACAGCUGAGCUGAAGUGGGUCCAACAAUACGCCAGAAAUGUGACUCUUGAUCCUGACACAGCUCAUCCUGAACUCAGUCUUUCUGAUGAUGGGAAACAAGUGAAUCAUCGUGAUGAAAAGAAGAAUCUCCCAGACAACCCAGAGAGAUUUUCUAAAUGUAUGUGUGUCUUUGGAAAGCAGAGUAUCUCUUCAGGGAGACUUUACUAUGAGGUUCAAGUUACAGGGAAGACUAAAUGGACUUUAGGAGUGGCCAGAGAGUCGAUCACCAGGAAAGAGAACAUCCAGCUGAGUCCUCAGGAGGGUUAUUGGACGAUAUGUUUGAGAAAUGAAAAUGAGUACAAAGCUUUUGCUGGCCCUGAUGUCUAUCUCCGUCUGAAAUGGAGGCCUCGGAAGGUGGGGGUGUUUGUGGAUUAUGACGAGGGUCUAGUUUCUUUCUAUCACGUAGAUGCUGCAGCUCUGAUGUAUUGCUUUACUGGCUGCUCCUUCACUGAGAAACUCUACCCGUACUUUGGUCCUUGUCCUAAUGAUGGUGGUAAAAACUCCACCCCUCUGAUCAUCUCUCCUAUCAAUGGCACUAAGUAGACAAAUUAUUUGAUUAUGCAUGAAAACGAUCAAUGUUCAGUAAGAGAACAUAAUCAUCUGUAAUGCUUAGUGUAUAAUGUCUUUUUAUCUGAUUGAUUUGCUCAUUGCUUUUUGUUUUUCUCCAAUGUAUCCCACAUACUGUUACUCACUGCUGCAAGACAUACAUUUCUCCAUGCUGAUUAUUUCAUCUCUGCUAACCCUGAGAGACCCACAAAUGUGUCUGGAAGUGACUUGAAAAGUGUAUCAGAUUAUAUUUAGAAUAUUCCCACUGUAUGUGAAGGUGUAUCCUAAAAUGAUGUUUUCUUGGCUUUGCAUAUUUCAGACAGCAUACGUUCCAUAUAGUUUUAAUAAUGUGUUAGAUGUCAUCUACAUUUAAUACUGCAAAAGCUUUUAGCAAGAGUGCCAACAAAUCAUGGAAUGAAUUUCCACAGAAGCAAUGAUCCAUUAAAGUUCUUGAGGUUGCAAAUCUACACAUACAGUACUUUUAAUUGUCUGAUCAGUGUUCAUUUAAAAUCCAAUUUAUUUUUCUUUAUUAUACUAUAUCUUUUUAGAAAGAAAUAAAAUCAAAUGGAAAAAUCUUGAGUUGUUUUUUAUGCACUUGAAUUAUUUAUGUCAAACUCAUUACAAAGCCCAUUAGUAUUUAUGUAAAAUCUCCACUUAUAAAUAUGUCUAUAGGCUUCGCUCAUAAUAUUGAAAUGACAGUGAGACACAUCACCAUCUCUGCAGCUCUACCAACCUUCUUGGCCUCUUUGAGCUCCUAGUUUGGGUUUUGCUGCACAUUACCUGUCUGUUUCAGUGUCAAAGUUUUCAUCAAAUGUUAUCUAAUAUGGCUGCUAGUGUCACUUGACAGCCCUAUACUUCUACUCCACAUUUCAGAUGGAAAUAUUGUACUCCACUACUUUUAUCUACUAGCUUGAGUUACCAGUUACUUUGUAAAUUGAUUGGAUUGAUAAUAACUGAAGAUAUUUUUUAAUGCA
Molecule: messenger RNA, 2749 nt
Organism: Anarrhichthys ocellatus (wolf-eel)
Lineage: Eukaryota; Metazoa; Chordata; Actinopteri; Perciformes; Anarhichadidae
Product: E3 ubiquitin-protein ligase TRIM39-like
Exons: 2
Coding region: 135-1772 (545 amino acids)
Molecular function (GO): zinc ion binding; protein binding
Source: RefSeq, a predicted model, not a curated record